AUGGAUAUCCACUCUAUCCAAUCCGACGAGAUUCUCUCCAAGCUCCCAGUGGUCCAAGGUGCAUCUUUCGAUUCCCAUGCCAAUGAACACGAGACCCGAUGUCAUCCUCUCACUCGCGUCAAGAUUCUGGGGGAGAUUGAAAAAUGGGCCCAGGAACCGGAAGGACGACGAAUAUAUUGGCUUUGCGGUAUGGCAGGCACCGGCAAAUCUACAAUUUGCAGAACCGUUGCCCAUCAUCUGACAAGUUUGAACAUUGUAACCGCCAGUUUCUUCUUCAAGAAGGGUGACAACGAUCGAGACAAGUCAAGCGCUCUUUUCACCACCAUUGUGAAACAGCUUGUCGAGCAUUUGCCAAAAGAAAUGGCGUCGCAUGUCAAGAAAGCCUUACAGGAUAAUCCAAGCAUAGGCGAUAAAAUGCUAAGCAAACAAUUCGAAAAGCUCAUAUUGGAGCCAUUGCAAAGCUGCAGAACUCUGCCACCAGUCAUAGUUGUCGUACUGGACGCCCUCGACGAGUGCGAAGAUCAGGCUAGUGCUGCAAAAAUCAUUGAACUUCUACCGAGCAUCGAAAAUCUAUCUUCUACUUGCUUCAAAGUCUUGGUUGCCAGCAGGCCAGAGUGUCAUCUCAGAACAUCGUUUGCCAAGCUGGAAUGCAAAUAUCAUGAAUUUCUUCAUUAUGAGGCACUUCAUGAAGUUGCGGAUGAGGAGAUCCGAAAGGACAUUGCUGUCUUCUUGGAGUCCCAACUAGGGCAGAUCAGAGACAAUCACAACCUUACCAACUUACCACUAUCCGCAGAUUGGCCGUCAGAAUCCCUUGUUAAAGCUCUUGUCAACAUCUCGGUGCCUCUAUUCAUUUUGGCGGCAACUGCGUGCCGAUUUAUUGGUGAUAAAGAUCUCGGCGCCCCUAAGAAGUUGGCCCAGGAAUUUCUGCAACAUCAUCGGCGGCUUGGUAAAAUGAAUCAUCUUGCUAGGACAUACCUUCCCAUUCUAGAGCAAUUGCUUGUUAAUCGCAAUGGAGCCGUGCCAGAAAGUCGCUCAAAAGGAGAGAAAGAACAAAUUAUUGAAGAAUUUCGCCGAGUUGUUGGUACAAUUGUGCUUCUUGAAGCGCCUUUAUCAAUCACAUCACUCUCAGAAUUACUUCAAAUGGACCCAGGGGAUGUCAAUUUCCGGCUCUCGGGUUUGAACUCUGUUCUGAAUAUCCCCAAAGACUCUGACAGCCCGGUCAAGCUAUUUUAUCUGUCGUUUCGCGAUUUCCUGGUUGGGUCCGGUGAUCAAGAUCAGAUUCAUGAUUUCUUGGUAGAUGAGCGAGAAACACAUGCCAACCUAGCUCGCCAGUGUAUUGCAUUGCUUUCGAGGGAUGACAAUCUCAAACAAGACAUCUGUGAACUUAAUCACCCGGGGAAACUAAGGUCCAACAUUGACCAGGGCGCAAUCGACAAUCACUUACCUCCACAUGUUCGGUACGCAUGUCUGCACUGGGUCUUCCACUUAAAAGAGAGCCGGGGCCACAUACGCGUUGGUGAUGAAACCCAUCGCUUUCUGGCCAAGCACCUGAUUCACUGGCUUGAGGCACUCAGUCUACUGGGCUGCAUUGCUGAGAGCAGAGCUAUGGUGGAUAGUCUCGCAGCCAUGGUUGAUGUAUCAUUCGGUCUCCUGCGCGAUACCAAACGAUUCAUAGGUGCUUAUCAAUAUAUUAUGGACGUAGCGCCACUGCAGAUAUACUCUUCCGCCCUGAUUUUUGCGCCGAAAAGGUGCGAGUUUCGACGAUGCUUCGAAGAGGAGGCAGUUCCCAAGCGGAUAAAACAUCAACCUACUGUCCCGAUGGACUGGGAUUUGUGCAUCCAGACCUUAGAAGGCCACAGAGAAAACAUAAAUCAAGCCGUCUUAUCACCAGACUCGUCGCUCAUCGCGUCGCGCGGUUGGGAUAAAGUUUUAAUCUGGCGAAGCCACACUGGAACUUGUAUUCAUGAAAUUGACACCUAUGCUAUUGAAAUUGCCAUUUCGUCGCUUUCAUUUUCACAUGACUCUACGUUCCUCGUCUCAUCAUCAGGUGACGGGACACUGCGUGUCUACAGCGUUAGCAGAUACACAUCGCCGGAAAUUGAUGAAGGGACAUACGAGUAUAUUAGCGCUGUUGCAGUCUCACCCGAUUCGUCACUCAUAAUGCUGGGAGCAGGCGGAUACAACGACGUCUGGGAGAUUUUGCGUGUUGAUUCAGGCGUUUGUGUUGAAAAAGUCAACGGGCGCAACCUGCAAAACAAGCCUACCUUCACACAUGACUCAGCCUUGGUAGUGAUCAAAGACGGCGCGGCUGAGAUUUGGCAUCCUGAUGGACGCCAAUCCGUACAGGACCUGAGUGGGCUAGGUUCACAACCAUAUCAAGUUUGUGCAGCCUGUUUCUCAGCAGACUUUACGCUGGCUGCAGGCAUCCUUGAUGACGGAUCUCUGCGGAUUUGGAAAAUGAAUACAGGUGAAUGUAUGCGAGAAGUCAAAUCCGCUGUGCCCUAUAACUCCUACGAUCCAACGACCCUAUGCUUUUCCUCAGACGCAUCUCGAAUAGCAUAUGCCUCGGACAAGGAAACAGAGCUUUUUGUUUGGCAAGUUGGAUUGAACUUACCGGCCCAAAAGUUUGGGUCACGGGGAAAUGUUUGCUGUUUUGCCUUGUCUAACACGAAAGUUGCUGCGGUUAUAAGUUCUAAAGACGUGGAAAUUAGGAUAUGGAGUCUUGAAACAGGUCGCGAGUCGAAGCGAUUGCAUGGCGUUAGAGCUCAGAUACUUGUUUUUUCAUUCGACUCGACGCUCCUAGCAACUUUUUCAACCGAAUCGGUGAUCCUAGAAUCAAGAUAUUCACAAGAGCCAAAUACAAUCCUGAUCUGGAAUGCCGACACUGGUGCUUGUCUGCAGAGCAUUAAUGUUGGGCUGCAGGUUACACACCUAUUCUUUGAACUUAAUAACAAUUCGGGAUUGCGAACCAAUCUUGGUCGAAUCAAGUUCGGAGACUCUACAGCAUUAGGUGAAGAUGCAACUGGUGUUAACCAGUCCCAGCUAUGGUCCUAUGAUAAGCUUGGUUAUCGCAACGAUGAUCAAGGUGUUGAUGCUUCUUGGAUCACAUUCAAUGGAGAGAAUUUACUAUGGCUACCGGCAAAAUAUCGAGGGAGGAGGCAGAUAGUGCGCGCUGUCUCAGAAUCUGUGGUUGCAAUUGCACAUGUAUCUUCUGGACAGCUUGUCAUCAUUGGAUUUGACACUGAAAAGAUCCCUAGAUGGUACCACAAUACGCAUAAAUACUUCAUUUCACAGCGGACAUUGAUAGAAACCCUGUAGUUUUGGAAAAGAAAAGAAAAGUGGCAGGGACUACUUAUUAAUUACUAGUAGCUAUACCAGCG
Molecule: messenger RNA, 3380 nt
Organism: Trichoderma atroviride IMI 206040
Lineage: Eukaryota; Fungi; Ascomycota; Sordariomycetes; Hypocreales; Hypocreaceae
Source: RefSeq, a predicted model, not a curated record